Closterium sp. NIES-67 is the source of this 1542-nucleotide messenger RNA. The record is from the annotation of a GenBank genome assembly. NCBI's taxonomy places the organism in Eukaryota, Viridiplantae, Streptophyta, Zygnematophyceae, Desmidiales, Closteriaceae.
AAAGAGUUCUGUUCCUCUGUACAAGUACAAGUUGGUUCAAGCUCUUGGACGACGCAUACGAGUGAGUUGGCUAUUUGUGUGAAAGAUUGUACCAAUAUUUUACUGUAGAGCACCAGGGUUGGUCACUGCGUAAAGUAAGUCGUGUUUCUCCUAUCUCCGUCUGCCCCAGAGAUUAAGAAAGGUGGCAAUCUCUCCGCCUUGUCCUCCGGUCAUCCCCCUUUCAUCCCCCGUCCCUCCUCAAUCCCCCCAUCCCUCCUCAAUCCCCCAGUUUCCCCCUUCCCGUAACUCCUCCCAACAGUCCCCUAUGGCCCGCGCGCCCUUAUGGCCGGCUCGAGUGGACCUGUUAAUCCGCAGCUACGUGUCGGACACGUUCUUCCUGCUGGAGAUGCUGUUCGACAGCAUCGAGCAGCUGUGGCCACGUGGCAUUGGUGACGUCAUCCUGGUGCUGGACGAAGACAACCAGAUCGUGGAGGACAUCGUGCCCACGUGGAUCAAGGUGUACUACGAGAAGAACUACCUGAAGCUUCCUGGAAAGAUCCUCCAGCAGUGGAGCUACCUGUGGGCGGACAACUACACCACAGCGCCGUACAUCGCCAUCAUUGACGAUGACGUCAUCUUCAACCUCAAGGUGACUCCGGGCCUCCUGUUCAACCUGACGGACGAAAGCCCCUACGUGAUCGGGAGCCGGCAGAAGCAGAUGAACCACUGGGUGCCGUCGACGCACUACUUCGUGGGCAAGCCGUACUACCUUCGCCAACUUCAUGGUGCAGCUGCCCUUCGUCUUCCCCCGGGACGUGCUGCCCAAGUUCAGGGACCACGUGGUGGGGACCCGGGGAGGCAAGUUCAAGAGCUUCGACGCCGCGUUUCAGAACUUCGCUCAGCACGGGCCCAAGUUUGAGAGGACGCAGAUCGCCCACACCACGCUGGGCAACUUCAUGUGGGCGUUCACCCAGGACGAGGUGCACUGGGCGCUAGAAUGGACGGACCACAUGCCCAUCCCGCGCAUUGGCGUGCACAUGCCGUACUCCCAGCCCUUCCGCGACGCCACCAACAACAACGACCAAGCCCGCGCGUCGUCAAGACCUACGUUGCCCUGGCCGGCUACUACUCGCACGAAGCAGUCUGCCACGCCUUCCCUCCGGGGGAGCUCGACCGCUGCAAAGACGUGCUGAAAUUCGAGCAGCGGCAGAUCUGGCAGUAUGUCAUGGACUGGUAUGACUGGCCCGCGAUCAAGCACAAGAGGAAGAAUGCGACAUUUGUGUAUGAUUUGUAUAAGCGGGAGCUUGCAUGCAUGUAUGGGAAGGUGGCUGAAGCGCGCACUAACGAGUGGACGGAUCAUAUUAUAGGGAGGCGGAGGGAGCUGGUGAAUGAGAUGACCAGGGACUGCGCAACGCCGCAUUCUAAUUAGGUCGUGCGUAGCUAGUUAUGUACCAAAUAGUAAUGGGUGUGUAUGUACCGUAUAUUGCUGGUGCAUAUUCCACUCAUGGUGGGAUUAUGACCAUGGGUGUACUUGUAGCGAAUCGUUCAAUGCCAGACCCAACC